Messenger RNA from Seminavis robusta, 2190 nucleotides. The record is from the annotation of a GenBank genome assembly. Lineage: Eukaryota; Bacillariophyta; Bacillariophyceae; Naviculales; Naviculaceae.
AUGCCCAACCCCAAAGGACCUCCGCAGAAAGAAGCGGUGGUGUUCAUCUUGGACUCGUUUCCCACCAUGAAUGAACCUCACCCAGUCGUCAAGGGAAACAACAAUGCUACAGCUGCUCAUGACAAUAAUAGUCGAUUGGAUUGCGCCAAACGAGCUUUAGAGGGGAUGCUCUUUGACAUGAUGAUCAAUGCCUACGGGGGAAGUCUCGUCACUGUCAUUGUCACCAAGACACUCGACACACAGAAUCAUUUGGUAUACGACAAUGACGACAAUGACAAUGACAAUAAUCAACCAUUUUCCAAUUUGACCGAACUCCACGAACCACCUCUCGACAAACCCCACAGUAUGGAAUACAUGUAUCCACCUACGUCGGAAUUGAUUCGCAAACUAUGGGAUGUUCAACCCACACCUUAUUUAGACGCAGCUUUAAAUUUGAGAGGAGACAUUUGCGAUGCCAUUUGUCUCGCGGCGGAUUGUCUCUACCAUGCCACCGUCUCGCCGAAAACCAAACAACCCAAACGAUUUCGACGCAAAAUUGUUCUACUCACGGAUGCUGGACAUCCCAUUGUCUUGGAUCAAUCUCAAAUAUUACACAUUAUUGAUGCCCUACGACAAAUGGAUGAAACGCCCAUUCAUGUGCUGGGAUUGGGGUUUGGACAACCCACGGUAGAAUUCGAUGUACCGCUGGAUGCAAGUGCUGCCAUCAAGCAAGAAGAGGAACAAGACUCUCCAAACAACAAACGAAUCAAAUCGGAACAAGAGGAACCCAUGCCCGAUGAACCACCCUCCAGUCAAAACAAUGACAACAACAAUGACAACAAUGACAAUGAUACACCCACAUUUUACAAUACACUCGACGAUCGAGAACGCCUCCUGGCGAGUUUGACCAAAAUGACCGGCGGAAGUGUCGUCAAUAUUGCCACCAUGCAAGAAUUGUUGGAUGCCAAGGCGGGAAAACGAAUUGCCAAGGCAGCACCCAAACAAGUGCAGCUACAUGUUGGGCCUGGAUUGACACUGCAGGUCCGUUCACUUCGACUACUCAAUCAAGAAUCUAGUCCCAAAAUCAUUGAACGAGCCGUCAAAGUAGGACCGGAUGGAGUCACUCCUCUCCUUAUUGAUACGAAUAGUGGAGAGGAAGAAGAAGAGACGGAAUUUCUGAAAACCAUUCGGGGCAAUUACUUUGAAAAGAUUGCUCCUCCUGAAGAUGGUGAUGACAACAAUAACAACAACGCCGACGAUAAAAAGGAUCCAGAGACGGGAGCAGAAGAAGACAACCUUGUAGAGAUCGACAAGGAAGAUCUCAUUAAUGCGAUUCCCUACGGCAAGGAUUUGAUACCGUAUCCCGAUGUGGUCAAGUUGGGGCUCAAGUUUGAAGAAGAUUGUGGCUACGAAGAUGAGACAUUUGACAUGGCCAAACCGUACAUUCACAUCAUUGGCUAUAUUCGGCAAAACGAAAUCCCUCCGCGCUUCUGGGUGGGCCCUCCCUAUGCCAUUUCGGGUUGGCACUCACGCAAAGCAUGCUAUCUGGUGGCGGCCAUGGCACAGUCGCUGCAAACCGAAAACAUGGCGGCAUUGUGUGCGUUCAAGGCUUCGUCCACGGGGAGUCCAUCCUUGGCCUGCUUGCUGCCAUUCAUAGAAUCGUCAGAGUCGUCGUCCUCGGAACCAAGCAACCACAAGCCAACGCGCAUGUUACUGUUCAAACUUCCCUUUGAGCACGAUCUUGCCAACUACCAAAUGCCAUCGUUCGAGCCCUUUUUGGGUAGUCCAGAUAUUGAUGAUGAAUCCAACGAAAACAGCUACAGCAACAACAACAACAACAACAAGAGCCAAUCUUCCAAGAAGCAAAAGAAGCAAGAAAAGGCAUGCGAGGAACUCAUUGAUGCAAUGAUGCUCCCAGACGAUGUGCUCGCCAGUGACAAGAUUGCCUCUCCGUAUCAGACUUCCUUUUUCAAAACCAUUCUCCAGCGGGCGGUUCGAAAAAACAAGGAUGAACUGGUGUUCGUACGCAAGAAUGAUCCCAACCAUCCCAUGACACUUCCCGCGGAUAUCCUGGAGCGUGCCAUGCCAGCAUUGGAGCAGUUCCAUCAAACGUUUCCUAUGAAGAAGAAAAAGGUGCUCAAGGGUGGUCGUGGAAGAGAAAAGAGCACACGUCCCACGUACAAGGACUAUCUCGACGAGGAGGGGAACUGA